Molecule: messenger RNA, 1707 nt
Organism: Phialemonium atrogriseum
Lineage: Eukaryota; Fungi; Ascomycota; Sordariomycetes; Cephalothecales; Cephalothecaceae
Product: sugar transporter-like protein
Exons: 3
Coding region: 97-1707 (536 amino acids)
Biological process (GO): carbohydrate transport; transmembrane transport
Cellular component (GO): membrane
Molecular function (GO): carbohydrate:proton symporter activity
Source: RefSeq, a predicted model, not a curated record
CUUCGUCCCUUCGCCUUCCUGGAUCGACAUUAUUAGGCUUUCCUCCUGGCAAGCAAUCCCCCUUCACACGAGACAUUUUAUUUCCAACCCCAUCCCAUGUCUGCACCCGCCAACGAAAAGGACGCAGCUGCGGCCCAUAUCGAUGAUGGGCGAGAGCACAGCGCCGACGCCGCCGUCCAGCUUGCUCACGAUGCCGACACUACGGUCUACUCCCCCUGGAGCAAAGGAUUGUUCAAGCUCUACCUCGUCCUCUUCCUGCCAUAUCUGUGCGGCUGUCUGAAUGGUUACGAUGGCAGUCUCAUGGGAGGACUCAUCGCCAUGGAUUCAUACCAGGCCGUCUUUGACAUCGGUGUCGAAGGCCACGACGCCGGCAUCGUAAAUGCCAUGUAUAACAUCGGCUCCGUCGCCGCAGUUUUCUUCACCGGUCCCAUCAACGACUACUUCGGCCGCCGUUGGGGGAUGUGGGCAGGCUCCCUUUUCAUCAUCGUUGGGACCUGUGUCCAGGCACCGAGCUCGAAUCUCAGCCAAUUCCUUGGCGGCCGCUUCCUACUUGGGUUCGGUGUCAGUUUUUGUUGCGUCUCGGCCCCGACAUAUGUAUCGGAGAUUUCUCAUCCCAAAUGGCGUGGGACCCUGACAGGACUUUACAAUUGCACAUGGUAUAUCGGGUCCAUCAUCGCAAGCUGGACAGUCUACGGCUGCUCCUACAUCGACUCGCCGAAUGCCUGGCGGAUUCCCGUGUGGAUCCAGAUGGUCACCUCCGGUCUCGUCUUCUUCGGCGUCCUCUUCCUCCCCGAGUCUCCUCGCUGGCUCGCGGCGCAGGACAAGCACGACGAGGCGGCCAACGUCCUCGCCGCGUACCACGGCGAAGGCAGCCGGGAUCACCCGAUUGUGCAGCUCCAGCUCAAGGAGAUGAUGAACCAGAUCAGCGCCGAGGCGUCGGACAAGAAAUGGUGGGACUACCACGAGCUGUGGAACACGCACUCGGCCCGGCGGCGCCUCAUCUGCGUCAUCGGCAUGGCCUGCUUCGGCCAGAUUAGCGGCAACAGCCUGUCGUCGUACUACAUGGCCGCCAUGCUGAAAAACACCGGCAUCGAGAACCAGCAGCACAAGGUCCUCGCCCUGAACGCCAUCAACCCGAUCCUCAGCUUCCUCGGUGCCAUCACCGGCGCCCGCCUCACCGACGUCGUCGGCCGCCGUCCCCUCCUCCUCUACACCAUCGUCUUUUCGUCCGUCUGCUUCGCAAUCAUCACGGGAACCAGCAAGCUCGCCACCGAUGAUCCCACCCAUAUCGCCGCCGCCAACGCCACCAUCGCCUUCAUCUUCAUCUUCGGCAUCGUCUUCUCUCUCGGCUGGACGCCGCUCCAGAGCAUGUACAUCGCCGAGACCCUACCCACCGCCACGCGCGCCAAGGGCACCGCGGUCGGCAACCUUGCCUCGGCGGCCGCUUCUACCGUGAUCCAGUACUCUUCGGGCCCGGCAUUCAAGGCCAUCGGGUAUUAUUUCUACCUCGUUUUCGUCUUCUGGGAUCUGCUCGAGGGCGUGUUCAUGUACUUCUUCUUCCCCGAGACCAAGGACCGGACUCUGGAGGAGCUGGCUGAGGUUUUCGAGGCGCCGAAUCCUGUGACGAAGAGCCUGGAGAAGAGGAAUGCGCAGACGGUGCUCAACACGCUUAAUGCUACUCAUGAUGGGAAGGAGAUGUAUGUCUGA